GAUUCUGUGGUUAAUGUCAAAAUACGUGUGAAAAAAGAGCUAACCUAUAAAUAUUAAUGUAAACAAUUAAAAAAAUAGCAAUACUUAUUAUUUAGAAAUUGCAGAAUGGUGUCUGAGCCAGAGAAGGAACAUGUCUUAUCUAAAAGAUUAAAUAAAAUUCUAGAAUCGCAAAUCGAAAAUGACGACGAAACAAUCGAAGCACUUCGAGAAUUAUCCACCUUCUAUACGGAGAAUUCUCUCCAAGCUCGAAGAAACUUACGCAGCCAAAUAGAAAAACGAAGCUUGGAUAUUAACCAGAGCUUUUUAUCUGCUUUUAAAGAAGUUAAAGAUAGCUUCGAUUUUGUCUAUAAUGAUAUUGCUGAAAUGAACAAAUGCAUUCAGGAUAUGACACACAGACUACACAAUGCCAAAAGCCAAACAAAACAAUUACUGCAGAAAACUAGUGCAUUACAGAAAGAGAAAGAACAAAACUUAAUGAAACAAAAGGUAUCAUCAGCAAUUAUAAAAACAUUUCAGUUAAGUCGUGAAGAAAUUAUAGCCCUUCAUGCAGAUAAAAAUAAAAGUGAAACACCUCUUACCUUUGAUACUUUCAAAGCAUUAGAGCACGUUCAGGAGAUCCACAAUAACUGUAAAAUCUUGAUGCAGGCAGGUUUACAAACUUUAGCUCUGGACAUCAUGGAACAAAUGACUUUACACCAAGAAGGUGCAUUAGAGGUUUUAUACAAAUGGACUCAGAGCCAUUGUCGAAAUGUAGAUAAUCCAGAGUUGAGUGACUUAAUAGUUCAUGCUAUGGCCAAAUUACAAGAGAGACCAGUUUUUUUCAAGUAUGUCAUUGAUGAAUACUGUAUUUGCCGAAGAAGUUUCUUGGUAGGAGAAUUUAUUAAUGCUUUAACUAGGGGUGGUCCAUCUGGAAAUCCUGCCCCAAUAGAAAUGAAGGCCCAUGAUGCCCAAAUUUACGUUACUGAUAUGUUAGUCUGGAUAAACAAGGCUGUACCAAUAGAAAAACAAAACUUACAUGUUCUUGUAAAAUUAUGCAGUUUUGAAGGAUUAGACGAUAUGCUAAACAAAGCUUUGGCAAAUAUAUGUGAAGACAUUUGCCAACCUUUAAAAAUAAGAAUUGAUAAAAUUUUAAAUGUGCCUAAUUCACCCUCAGUACUUUAUGCAGUAUUAAAUAUGUUAAGAUAUUACAAGAAAUGUAUUUUGAAAGUGAUAACAGGUGGUCAGCUUGCAGAAACAUUAAAAGAGUUAGAAGAAAAGAGUGAAUUAAAGUUUUUGAACUCUUUAACAGAUCAAGUAAACAGUCUUUUAGUAAGAGUAGAAGCUCCCCCAAGAGAUUUAAGCCCUACAUCAUCGAUUUCAAAUUUAUUAUCCAUCUUAAGAGAUAUGUUAUCUACAGCUAGUAUGAGUGAAGGACGUGAAGUUGACAUGGUAAAAAUAGCAAACACUGUUUUGGAACCUUUGUUAAGAGCGGUAAAUGAGCAAGCUUCAAGAUUACCUCCAACCGAUAUGGCUGUUUACUUAUUGAAUUGUAUGUAUUCAAUGUAUACUUGUCUCACUAUGUAUGAGUUUAUGGAAGGUAGACUUGAAAGAUUACAGGCACAAUCAGAUGCUCAAAUUGACACUUUAACAUCAGAACAAGCUAGUUCCUUGGUAGCAAAUUUGAAUUUGGGUCCUAUUUAUACAAUUUUACAAGAUCACAGUCAAGGACCAUUGUCAGGAAUUCCAGGGAUGGAACCAUCUAAUUUAAAAAGCUUUCUGUCUAAGUUAGAUCACUUAUCAACUCACCCAGAUUCAAUAUUAUUACCACAAAUAAACCUACUUUUAUCAUCUAAACAUAAAAAAUCAGUUCAAAAAAGAUCCUUUGAUGUGUUAUUAGCUAUUUACAAACAACUAUACGAAGCAGUACAUAAUCCAGUAAAUCAAUAUGAAGCUCCAGACAGUAUUUUGAGUAAAACUCCUGAAGAACUGAAUGCAAUGUUCUCCUAAAAUAAUAACAUGAAAAGUUUUACUUGUACAUUUAUUUUAUUUAAGUAUAAACACUACAAUGUGUCUAAAUAGUUAAUAUAAGCUGUAAAAGUCUUUAAUAAAAAUUUUAUAUAC
This is a messenger RNA of Sitophilus oryzae (rice weevil), 2100 nucleotides long. It is a transcript of the gene Cog6, whose product is annotated as conserved oligomeric Golgi complex subunit 6. NCBI's taxonomy places the organism in Eukaryota, Metazoa, Arthropoda, Insecta, Coleoptera, Curculionidae. Gene Ontology annotation, cellular component: COG complex. The transcript has 8 exons. Bases 106 to 1986 code for a protein of 626 amino acids. Gene Ontology annotation, biological process: intra-Golgi vesicle-mediated transport. The record is from RefSeq and is a predicted model, not a curated record.